Plectropomus leopardus (leopard coralgrouper) is the source of this 1065-nucleotide messenger RNA. RefSeq names its product ARF like GTPase 14 effector protein (gene arl14ep). Gene Ontology annotation, cellular component: intracellular membrane-bounded organelle. The record is from RefSeq and is a predicted model, not a curated record. NCBI's taxonomy places the organism in Eukaryota, Metazoa, Chordata, Actinopteri, Perciformes, Serranidae.
GAAAACAAUCACAAGCUGCUCGUCGCGUUUCUUUUUUUUUCUGCACAUUUUGGGCAUAUUUCUGCUGUAUCGCAGUGUUUUGACAAAAAGGACACCAUGCCGGUUAUCUGCGCGGCCAUAGGGUGCAACAAUAAGUUUGUGAAGGGAUCGGAAAUCAGAUUUUACAGGUUCCCGCUCAGCAAACCUCAACUUUCCAGCAAAUGGGUGCACAGUCUGGGGAUGAAAAGCUUCAUCCCGACCGCCAACACCUGCCUCUGCUCGGAGCAUUUCAGGACCGACUGCUUCAGGGAUUACAACGGCAAACAGUUUCUGAGGGAGGACGCCGUGCCCACCAUAUUCAGCCACGGGCAGGACUCCUCAAAGAUUGAACUUCGUAAAAGAGGGGUGGUGUCAAAGGAGACAAACGCCGCAAAUCAGAUGGGAUCACAGGCGGACAGAGACAGAGCGAGAGAGGCCAUCAGUCUACGCAGAGAGAAGAGAGGAGGAAUGAGGGGUGGACGAGGAGGCCGUGGAGGAAAACAGCUGGCUGACAGGCAGAGCAUCGGAGCCAAGAGCCGAGUGUACGACAACAAAGGCCGACUGCUCUCCAACAGCAAGGACAUGUGCGACUGUCUGGAUGUGGACUGUAUGGGCUGCUUCUACCCGUGCCCCGACUGCGGCUCACGCAAGUGCGGGGUCGAGUGCCGCUGCGACAGGAAGUGGCUUUACGAGCAGGUGGAGGUGGAGGGCGGAGAGAUCAUCCGGAACAAGUACGCCGUCUAAAAAGCAGCGACUCUUUUGGGGGGCAUCCCUGAUUUCAGCUGCAAGUCACGCUGAUUUAAGACUGUAACACUGUUUUGUUUUUUUUUAAGGAAUCUUCCAGUUUUUACUGAUAUUUAUCAGGUUUUGCGAAGCCUCUGCCCGUGGUGGAAAACGCUGCAGAACAUUGUAAGUAUUCUGCUGAGUGUAAAAUGUGCUUUUUGUUGCUCUUAAAAAUGUAUUUCUGUUUCAUUUGAAGUUUUUUUUGAUUUUGCAGUAAAACGUUUGUGCCAUUCUGUGUUAAUAAAGUAUUUUUGUUUAUGUUUA